Conger conger (European conger) is the source of this 10432-nucleotide messenger RNA. It is a transcript of the gene cep192, whose product is annotated as centrosomal protein 192. NCBI's taxonomy places the organism in Eukaryota, Metazoa, Chordata, Actinopteri, Anguilliformes, Congridae. Gene Ontology annotation, cellular component: centriole; cytoplasm; pericentriolar material. Gene Ontology annotation, molecular function: protein kinase binding. The transcript is spliced from 48 exons. Bases 377 to 8548 code for a protein of 2723 amino acids. The record is from RefSeq and is a predicted model, not a curated record. Gene Ontology annotation, biological process: centrosome-templated microtubule nucleation; centrosome duplication; protein localization to centrosome.
UCUGGUUUGUUUCGAUCAGUAUGCAAAGCUGAUAACUGGAAGAGAGAAAGCCGCUAUAGUUUGAAGUUUUGGCGGUUGAGAACGGGGUUGAUUCUCCACUAAAUCAAAAUAUACUACCUAAAUAUAUUUAUUUAGCUGUAAGUAUAUCGCGUAGGUGUGCUGCUCAAAGCAACUUCAAACAGAGUAUCUAACUUAGUCGAGUGGUUUUUCCACUUAAAAUAGCUAGCGUUAGCAUGCUAGUAGUUUCCAAGCUAGCUAAGUUAGCUGACUAGUUUUUGGCGUUGCAAACUGAGCAAAUCUUGGAGUUGGUCAUACUCUAACUUCUUUCUGGACGGACUGGAAACCAAGCAGGUGAACUGGAGCCAGCAGGCCCAAAAUGACAGAGAGCUUCCACAACAUUGAAGAUGAGCCGUUCCCCAGCUUCCUGUCUGCCUCACUGGGUAGCGGCAACGCCACUCUGGGGAACGUGACACUGGGCUCCAGGCUGGGGGUGCCAGUGGCCGCUUCCACCGUGGCUAAAAUUAGAGCCGGAGCUGACAACAGAAUAUCUGAUAUCCAGUCAUCUUAUCUGGAGGAUGGACCGCUGUCACUUGUCAACUCUCAGUCCUUCAGUGGAGAGAGGGGGAAGUUUGCCCUGAGUUUCAAAGAUGACCUGGGUGGUGUGGAUGACUUCAUUGCUGAUCAUCGAUUGUCAGACCUGUUGGUUAAAAUCCAGCUGGAUGAGGGGGAGUCCAUCGCCGGACUCAAAGCUCCCACACAGGAUACUCCUUUGCACCUGGACCCCCCUGCCCGACGUGCUUCUGAACACGGGGACGAACUGUCAACUGGACUAAUUACAUUCUCUCACCUGGGAGCUAAAGAUGUUACGCCUGUGAAGGGUAAAUGUGCUCUCCCAGAGUUAGAAGAGGAGGACACUUCGCCCAAUGAGGGCAGCCUCAGCGGCAGCAUCUCCAGCUUUGUGGCCAAUGAGAAGCUCCUGUCUGUGUACAGCAUGAACAGCGAUGCCACAGAUGACGACCUGGACAUGGAGCAUCUGCAGGACGACGAGCUGGAGCUGUACUUCAAGAAGCUGGUCCCGCCCUCCAUGCAGAGGGGACGGGUGGAGGGCCAGGAGAUCCCUCCCGCUGAGCAGACUGGAAUUGUGGAAAACUCAUCUCAGCCAGGUUCCGCUGAACCCGAAAAAAACAGAUACAACUUCCUGGAUGAUUUUGAUCAGGAUGAAUUCCAGAUGCCGGACGUGCGGCUCGCUGCCACGGGCAUGGACUCGUGCCCGGCCAGCGACGAGGAGGACACUGAGGACGAGCUGGAGGCGGCCCGCAGACUGGGGACCUCCAGGCCCAGGUUCCUGCUGCCCAGCACCUCCCGACAGCUGGUCGGGGAGAGCAACAGGCCCAACUUCAGGCCCGGUCUGGAAGGGGGCAGCUCGGAUGACGAACCGCUAGCUACCAUCUGGAACGCCCCCGCCCACUCUGGGAUUGAGUUCAGACUCUCCGCUGAGGGCCAGGUCAUAAACCCACCCAUCACAGGCGACGGCGGGGGGGGAGGAGACGGGAGCAGCGGGAGUGAGGAUGACGGAAACGACGGCGGCGUGUCCACCAUCCCCCUGCCCCCGAGCGCCGGCCCGGCCCACGACUCUCUGCGGGGCAGCGGCGCGGGCGGGGUGGAGGAUGGGGCCGGCGUUCCGGCCUUCCCUGGGCUGGGCAGGGCCAGCGUCCCGGGACACAGCCAGAUGGGGGACCGUGUCGGCCCAGUGGGUACAGGAGAGGCUGGUUCCGCAGCCUCGGGUUCUGGGCCACCCAGGGUGUCGCCUGUCAACUGGAAUAUGACUCUGGACAGACAGGAGGCCUUGGACGCCAUGGACAGUGCGCAGUCCUCCGCAGCGGCAGACACCCAGCUGGACUCGCUAUACCUGUGGAACGUCGGGGGGCCCUGGAGACCGCCAGACGCGUCGGGCCUCAGCCUGCUCCACGGAACCUUCCAGAACACCUUCCACAUCUCCCAGGCUCUCCAGUCCCACGGCAGGAGCCCCGAAGAGGCGGAGGAGGAAGAGGCCGCCCUGGGGCUCCGAGGGGGGCCCUGCGGCUUCUCCACGGCCCCCGAACCCUCGGAGAGCAACAGCGAGGGAGACCCCCGAGCCGCCUCCCUGGAGGCCAAGUACCUGUCCCAGACCGUGCAGGGCGAGGUGGGGGACGACAUCUGGGACCGGCCCCCGGACAGCGCGAAGCUGGACUUCCAGGAAGGGGGCAACGUCACUCAUAACGUGGUCUACCAGAACGAGGAGGGGAAAUGGGUGACUGACUUGGCGUAUUACUCCUCGUUCGAAAAGGAGGCGGAGGCUAAAGUUCCGGAAGAGGUCGCCAACCAGUUUCAGACCGAAGAGUUUAUUUCUGGCAGUAAUGCCAUUGAGAAGAUAAUUGAAGACCAGGUGGAAUUUGAGAAGGAGAACCAGUUCAUACAGGAGGAGCAGAUCACGGCCGAGAGCCAGAGUUUGGGUCUGGGAGACACCUCAUGGAGACACCCCAGCAGUAACCACAUCCUGAUGAGGGGAUCCCAGGUCUCCUCCGACUUCGAGAGGGGCAACCAGAGCUACCUGCGCCUGUCCCUGGGAGAGUUCUUCCAGCAGAGGUCAGAGGCCCUGGGCUGCCUGGGCGAGGACCACGUCAAAAGGCCUUCUUUCGGCUAUGUCAUCACCUCUCCGGAGAAGAGGGAGCCCUUUGCCCUCAUCCGGCCCUCAGAUUUCUCCUCCAGAGGAAGCUCUGUCCACAGCGACACCCUCCUCAACAGCGACGGAGACGACACCAUGAACGCAGAGGAUUUGAACAAGACCGUUCAGCCGACCGUGGAAAGAACGUUUGAAAGACCGGCUCACAACGAGGACGAGCGGCCCCUGGCCGUUGAAAAGGAAGAAGCAAAGGACCCCCGGCCACCGGCCCCAGAGCGCCAGUCGGCCCCCGCGGGGAGCAGCGGCUCCCCCAACCCCCUGAGCAUCAGCACUAUCGCCAUGGCCAUCGCGGACGCCUCCCUCAGCUCCGACCCCGCCCAGCUGGCCGCCAUGAUCCUGGAGCUGUCCAAGAAGAACCGCGACCGCAGCCGCCGCCCGGCGGGGGGGCCGAGCCCCUCCCCGAGCCCCGCCCUGUCCCCCGCCGACCAGAGCGCCCUGCUGGAGGCGCUGCAGCGGAGCACGUGCGCGGGGGAGCUCAGCGCCUUCGACGUCUCCAAGUACCUGCGCCGGGCCGAGACCUCGGGCAGCGACAGCGACCGCUCCGCCUCCCCCCACAGCUUCGACAUCCUGGCCUGGGCCGACGGCCUCGGGGCCUCCCGCAGGAGCUCCGCCCACGCCGCUGCGCCCCCUGCUGGGAAGGAGGACCCCGAAGCCGCUCGGAAAGAGAGGAAGUCGUCCGCGGCUGCCCCCUGCUCGAGCGCGCGGGGCAGCGAGGCGACUGGGAAGAAGUCAGACGUUCGACGCAGUUCCAUCCCGCGCCCGAAGGCUAGCAGCACCGCCGGCGCUAACGCUAAUGGCAGCGGGCGGGCGGUCGGCACGGCGCAGGGCGGCCAUUCCGGCUCGGUGAGCAAGCCCGCGUUGAAUCGGAGCCGUCCUGCGCAGGCGGCCCCCAGCCCUGCGGUCUUAAAUGGGGGCAAUGUCCAGGUGGCAGAAGACCGCACGGCCACCGCUCCCAGUCCCGCCCCCUCUUCUCACUCUCUCCUCCCGGACGAACCGGCCUCCGUCCCCACGACCUCCCCCCGCCUGCGGGACCCGCCCUCGGGACUGCCCCCCAAAAGCCCUGUCUCCGACCCCUUCAGGCAGGGGACCGAUGGGCGUGAGGGCCAGGGGACCGGCGUGUUUAAAAGAGAACCACCGCCGGGCCCCAGUGCUGUGGAGAAGCACGUGGGCUUUGCCCCGCAGGGCCACCUGCCCUCAGCUCAGAGGAACGCUGUGGAGGGGACGGGCUCUCCCCAGGAGCGCGCCCCUGCAGCAGUGGAGGAAUCCCACUGUGCCUUCAGACCGUCCACCUCCCCGCUCACGCACUCCUCCCCCAGCCAGACCUCCCUCCCCAGUGCUGAUGGGACGGUGUUGUCCCCGGCCUCCCCCGACAGCCUGACGGACAGGCGCGGCUGUGAGCCCCCCUCGCCCCAGUCCCACUGCUCCAGCCCCAGCCUCAGCAGACUCACCUACAUCUCCCUGUACGACAGCACCGCCCUGCCCUCCCCCGACAAGAGCAAGGGCGAUGGCAGCAUGGCCCUGAGCACCACCAUCGUGCGGGCGAGUCCCACCCCGAUGACGGAGCAGGAGCUGCUGCAGAGCCGGCCCCCCGGCCUGGACCCUCACUCCUCCCGCAACCGGAGCCCGGACGUGCGGCUGGAGGCCCGGAGCCCCGAACCCCGCCCUGCGGACCCCUGCCGCCCACACAGCCACGACGGGUGCGACUGGUACCCCCAGCGCCGCUUGGAGCCCGUCCCCAGACACUCUGCCCCGGGGGAUUCUGGGUACACCAGCAACCUGAACUUCCAGCAGCCGGGCCCCUCCGAGCUGGCCCCCUCGCUCUCGCACUGGGUGGCCGUCGCUGACAAACAGGAGGCUUGUCAGGUCAGGGGGUUCGGGCUGCCCCCCUCUUUCGCAGACGACCUGAGGUACGUCCCCGUCCCCGGCUGCCAGCCCCAGGGCCCCCUGCUGGAGCCCCCGCCUGCCGUCCCUUCCCUCAUGGCCGGCCGCCCCCUCUUCAGCACCCAACUAGGGCAGCAGUACCUGGGAGCUGAAGUGCCCCUCCACCCCUACCAUGUUGGAGCAGCCGCUGCUGGCUAUGGCGUGUGCCCCUCCGUUCCCCACGGCAACUCCUCCGCCAUGGGGCCCCUGCACGGUCCUGGGGCCCCGGGGAUGGCCCUCCAGCAUGGGUACGUGAGCGCCACGCAGCUGCACCGAGCCCAUCUGCCCCCCCUGGACCCAGGUCUGAUGGGCGCCGGAAAGCCGUACGGCCACGUGGGAGCGCUGGGUGUCUGGAGCACGCCAGGGCUCGCCGACAUCGGUGCGCACGUGGUGGUGCCGGACGAGCUGCGCUUCCCCAGUGCGUGCUGCGUGGGCAUCGCGUCCCAGACGUCCCUGAGCAUCUUCAACCCCACCGAGCGCUGGCUGCAGGUCGCCAUCGGCGUCAGCGGGCUGGCCAUCAACGGGGAGAAGGUGGACUCGCUCCCGUACCAGUGGCUGAUGGUGAAGAACAAGACCAUCAUCGGGCCGAAGAGCACGGAGGAGCAGAAGGUGCUGUUCAUCCCGCCGCGGGCGGGCGUGUACCAGUGCACCCUCAGCGUGUCGUCCUGGCCCACCGCCGGCGAGUCCGAGGCGGCCGCGCGCGCCCAGGUGUUCGCCAAGAGGGUGGUGCUGGUCGCCAUGGCGGAAAACCCGUCCCUGGAGGUGGAUACUGGGGCGAGCGGGUGUCUGGAUUUUGGGGAUCUUGUGGGCGGCUCAGCCAGGGCCCUCCCCCUGAAGCUCAUUAACAGGACCCAUGCCACAGUGCCCAUCCGUAUGGUGAUCAGCGCGAAUGCCACAGCCUGGCGCUGCUUCACCUUCUCCAAAAGCCCGGUUGCCGUGCCAACGGAAGCCAUGCUUCAGACCGGCAGCGUCAACCCGUUGGCUGCUCCGUCUGUCAUCAACCACGUGAUGCACGCCAACUAUGGGGACAAUCCUGAGAACUUCAUGUUGUGGGUUCACUUCCAUGCGCCGCCGAAGUACGUCUCCACUUCAGGAGCUCUCGGGCCGGCGGAUGAGUACAGUGCGCGGGUGGACAUUGAGGUGGACAGCCCCAGCCCCAGUCAGGUGAUCAGGAGCGUGCAGCUGCGGGCCAGGUCUGGGGUUGCCCGGGUUCACGCACCCAAAGACAUGCAGAUGGUUCAUCUUGUUACGACGUUGGCGAAAUCCACCAGUCAGACCCUCCCUCUGAAGAACGCGGGCAACAUCGACGUGCAACUGAAACUCAGGAGCAGCGAUAGCGACGAGUGCUUCUCAGUGAUGCCAGAGGAGCUCUUCCUGCAGGCCGGGGAGGAGCGAGGCGUCACGGUCAGCUUCACCGCCAAGGGAGCGCGGAAAUGCAGAGAGAGCAUGCUCACCAUCCUGGUGUUGCCAUCCGGGCCUCAGUACGAGGUGUUGGUGAAAGGAGACGUCGCCCCCGAUGACUCGCCGCAGCGACCGUUGCCCGGCAGAGCGGCCCUGGCAGAUGCGCCCCCUCUCGGCGAAGUGCCCCCCAUCCUCUCCAACAAGCAGUUCAUGGCCUGGGGCGGGGUCACCCUGGGCCGGGCAGUGCAGCAGAAGUUGGUCCUGAGGAACAACUCUGCCAGCUCCACACAGCAGCUCCGCCUGCUGAUCCGAGGGCAGGACCAGGACUGCUUCCAGCUCCAGAGCACGUUCGGUCCGGAGGAGCGGCUGACGAGGCACAGGGAGCUGUCCAUCAGGCCCAAAGAGGACGUGGCUGUGCACCUCCUGUUCGCCCCCACCCGGGUGGCCUGCAUGCUGGCCAAGCUGGAGAUCAAGCAGUCCGCCGUCCGGCCCUCCCAGCCCGGGGUGAAGUUCACUAUCCCGUUAUCGGGCUAUGGGGGCACGAGUAACAUCAUUCUGGAGGAGGUGAAGAAGCUGUCGGACAGCUACGUGGUGACGCUGGGCGGAGUGGUGGCGGGUCGGGCCAGCAAGGUGUGCCUCUCCAUGAGGAACACGGGCUCGAGGGCGGCCUUCAUCCGAGCCGUGGCCUUCUCCGACGUGCAGACGCGGACGCUCGCCGACCCCUCCCUCGUCAGCCUGGCGCCGUCACGCUUCGUGCUCAAGGAGAGGACCCAGGAGGUUGUCACGGUGACGGUGAAGGCCACUCCUCGGGAGCAGGAGCUGUGCCUGUCUGGCACCGCCCCCCUGGCCACCAUCUGCUUCUUCUGUGGGGACGAGGUGUCGCGCCAGCAGUUCAGAAGGUUUCUGCACAGCAAGCCUGAUGCAGGGCGGAAAGUUCUCUCUCAGAGCAGCCUGCUGAAGAACAUCGACUUCAGCGAGAGCUACCUGGGCGAGGAGCAGGUGACUGAAGCGUACGACCUGCCGCAGAGGCCCAACGAGGCUCACCUGUUCUACGGCGGUUUGAGUAAGGUGGUGCUGUCGGUGCUGGGCAGCGCAGAGGCGUCGGACAGCGGGGAGAGUGACUGCAUGGAGUCCCUGCGGCCCUCCGAAUCUGACAGUGGGUUUGGCACCUCCGACCGCCACGUCAGCAACGUUUCCCUGGAUGUGCUCCCGGUGAGGGGCCCUCAGGGGCCACACCUGGCCCUGAACGUGGCGGCCCCUGCCCUGAAAGGACAGCCGGACCCCGCGGGGCCACAGGAGUCCUGGAGCGUCCGGCCCGAACAGCUGGUUCUGACGGCCCCCACCCUGAGCAGUUCUACGGACACCCGACACGUGCAGAUCCAGAACCACUCAUCGAGAUCGCUGAACUUUGAGCUGUCCUGGCCCGCCCACUGCCUGACUAUCACCCCUCAACACGGAGUCAUUGAACCCGAGAGCGACUUGCAAAUUCUGAUCAGUCCCAACCCAUCACUGGCCACCAAGCAGUCCCUGCUGCCCUGGGGCGGGCAGAUCUAUGUGCAGUGUGAUGGCCAGCAGAAGUUCAUCAAAGUGCAGAUCCGUCAGGACCUGGCUCUGGACGUCUCGGCCACGGCCUCCGUGGCCAAACCCCUCUCCAGCCUGCCCCCGCAGGCCGAGACCCCGCCCGCCCCCGGGUGCAAGACUCCCGGCGAGCCUUCGGCUCAGGUGGAGAUCAAGAACCGCACUCUGGUGUUCCCCGCUACGCCGUCCGGCGAGACCUCAGAAUCUAUCCUGGAGGUGGAGAACAAGGGAGAGGAAGUGAGGUGGUACCUCUCCUCCUUUGCGCCGCCGUAUGUCAAGGGUGUGGACAGCAGCGGAGAUGUUUAUCGCGCCACAUACACGGCGUUCAGGUGCUCCCGAGUGUCGGGGACUCUGGGUCUUCAGGAGAAGAUGCAGAUACCCAUCACCUUCCUGCCCCGGGACAGAGGAGACUAUGCCCAGUUCUGGGACCUGGAGUGUCACCCUUUGGCCGAGCCUCAAAACAAGAGCCGUGUUCGGUUCCAGCUCUGUGGGACGGGUGUAAAGGCUGGUGCACCAUUGCCUCCCGAGGAGAGCAACUGCUCGCUGGUGCGGACAGAAGCCACCGUGAAGCCCAGGAAGAAGCCAGAGGCUCCUGCGGUCAAAACCAGCCAGGAGGAGGCACCGCGGAGAGGCGUGUACGCUCCCCAAGACCUCUACACCUUCCCUCAGACGCGUGUGGGAGAGUCCAGCGCCCUGAAGGUGAACGUGCGAAACAACUCUUUCGACACCCAUGAGCUGAAAUUCGUAAGCCCCAGGGAGCCCUUCUACAUCAAGCAUUCCAAAUAUUCUUUAAGGUCACAACACUACAUCAACAUCCCGGUCCAGUUCAAACCCGGAGCAGCAGGGAGGUACAGCGGCUCUCUGCUCAUACAGGCCGACACCAGCUCCAGUCUGGCCAUUAGGCUGGCCGGUGAAGCCCUGCCCUGACUCCCGACACCCCCCUUUAUGUUUUUUGUAAAACACCCUCACGCAGGAUGUCAGGGUGGCUCCUCCAGCUGAUCAUUUUUCCAGCCUCAGCGACAGGAGAGGCGGGCCGGUAUCCGGCCCACCUCCAUGAAAAUGUCUCAUGUAUUUCUUGUUUUCCCUUUCUUGUUCAAGUGAUUUUCAAAGGCAGCUUGCUUUUUUUGAAAAGAAAAAGAAUAAAAAAUGCACUACUGUACAUUUGUAGCACACUCGAACACUCUGGUCAGACCCCUCGCCAUCGUUCGAUGCUUGUUUGGUAAUGGGAGCCGAUAUGCGUCGCCACUUUUUACUGGUUGGCAUUUGCAUAACCUUUUGCCAAGCCACAGUGAUGUAGCUUGGGAAUGCAGCUCUAAAGAUGUCUUUUCUUCCUUGCGUCUUGUCAGAAUUUUUUUGUCUCUCCCCCCAUUCUUCGGGAAACCCAUAAUUGGCCUGCUUAAAUAGUUUUAUAAAAUUUUCAGAGUAAACAUUCUCAAAGCGGGCAUUCACACAUGCAGCGAAUAUACGGAAAACGAGCACUAGGCGGUCUGCCGGCAGGGGGGAGACGCCGUGACCUCCUUUUUAAAAAAAUCGGAUGGUUCGGUCUCCUCAAAGCUGCAAGCUGCCUUUUGAAUUGGUUCAUUUGGAGCGACUAGUUUUCAGAUCUAGAAGGCACCGUCUCGGGGCAAGGUUUCCGCUUUCAUCUUCACCUGCAAACAUUUCUUCUUUCAGCGGCUUUCUCUGCCGUCUUUUCUGACGCUAGUGACUCGGGGCGAGAGGACUGUCGUUCAUGAACCCCUUUGCGGCUUUGUAUGGUGACGUUCAGAGAAAAAAAAAAAAAAAAAAAAGCAUCAUUUGCGUAGCUUUUUUAUUGAAUUUAUCUAUUGUACCGGUAUUUUUGGAGGCCUUUGAGAAGGCGAGCAAACGAGGUCUUUAAAAGCAGACGGUAACCUGCAGUAAAGUGCUUUUCGGUUUGAGUCGGCCGUACGAAUCGCUGGCCCGGAUGCCAUUUCCAUCUAGAACCUUCCCUUCCACCCAAUCUCACAAUGUGUUCAGCUCUCUUGUGGCAAGAUCUCCAUGUCAAUGCUGAUUGCCUAAGCUGUGGUGCCACCAGGCUGGCAGGCUCCUGUCUGCCAUGUGUUAGCUCCUGGCUCCUAACCAGCGGUCCAUCUGCCCGGGCACCCCCUUAAUCCCGCUUGGAGACGGAGGCCUCUGAAAUCAUUAGGAUGUUAAACGGUUGCAUGUUAAAGACGGCCCAGUCUCCCAGAAGAUGGGCUUGGGAAUGGGGCCUCCUGGCCUUGACCUAGACUUGACUAGAACGGGCCAACCUUGAGUUAGUGCUCCCCUCUCCCCGUCGCAACGGGGCAUUCUGGGGGCUCGUCCAUCACGGAACACGCCGGAACUCUCUUCUCACCAGGCUUGGCUAAAGCGGGUGUGGGCCAGGCUGGUUCAACUUCACAGUUUCAGGGAAAAAAUUCCCUGGAUUCUGUGUCCACCGUCGAUGAAUAUAUUCAGAAACCAGUUCUGUCCCACCCUAUCCUCCCUCCACGUUUGUUUGUUCUUGGAGUGAACAUUUGAGUGUACAUUUUGCGAACACUUCCUUUGAAUUUCUUAUUUAUUUUUAGAGUGAAUCAGAAAUUCUUUUGUAAUAGGGCCAUAUUUUUGUAAGUGACAUAGUAUUCUGGUAUGAACUGAGCUGGGUUAUUUUUUGUAAUCCUUGGAUUUCACACAAUUGAGUGUUUCUGUUCAAUUCUGUAUAUAUAUUAAAAAUCAAUUUGCACAUUGCCUGUACAUUCUAUUUCUACCUUAGUGUCAAAGUGUAUUUAUUUUUAAACAAGCAACUUGAUAAAAUAAAGGUCUAUGUGAAAUACA